Messenger RNA from Iphiclides podalirius (scarce swallowtail), 4674 nucleotides. NCBI's taxonomy places the organism in Eukaryota, Metazoa, Arthropoda, Insecta, Lepidoptera, Papilionidae. The record is from the annotation of a GenBank genome assembly.
AUGAGAGUCACCGGCCUGAAACUUUGUUUAGUACUUUUAUCCCACGUUCUUGUUUUGGUAUCCUCCGAUUCUGAGCCACCGAAGCGAGAUGAAAAGAAAGCUAAAGGUGUUACAACUUUUGUAACAGCAAAAUGGGAGGCUACUCCAAUUGUCUUAGAACUCGCCGAAUAUCUCUCUGGCGAAAGCUCCGAUCUGUUCUGGUCAUUUGUUGAUGGAGUAAAUUCCUUAAAAGCACCCUUACAUAGUUUAGAGACAGAUAAGCAGAUUUAUGAUGCAUGUAUUGCUAUUGCCAGUACUUUGUUGGCCCCAGAACAGUUACGAAUGGCUAAACUAGCCCUCUCUAUGCAUUUAACCUCACCAACUGUUCGUAUGUUUGAUGAAAUUGCCAUACAAAAUGGAGCCAAGGCUGUACCAUGUGAUACCUAUGUGGAUAUUGCUUCAAGGAAAAUAUGUGAUACAGAUGCUUUACGUGACAUCCUUAAAGUGUAUAACCAGUAUGACCCAGCUGAAUAUGGUUUGGAGACUUAUUUAUUGGAUCAUUCCUACCUAAGCAGUGACAAUAAAAGCCUUACAGCUAUUUUAUAUGGGGAAUUGGGGAGCACAGACUUCACAAACAAGCAUAAAAUUCUUGCUUCAUAUGCAGAUAUGGGUGCAAUUAACUAUAUAGUAAGAUGGAAUGUAAAGCCACAUGGUAGACCCAAAUUACGCCUUUCUGGCUAUGGAGUAGAGUUACAGCUUAAAAGUACAGAGUAUAAAAGUCAGGAUGAUACAACACCCAAAGAGUCUGAUGCUGGUGAUACUGUAGAUCCUUCUGUAGAGGAAGAUGAAAAUGAUCCACAGAAUCAAAUAGAUGGUUUUAAUUUUGGAAGACUCAAGAACCUCUUCCCCGCUUUGCGGACACCGCUGGAGCGAUUCCGACGACAUUUAUCAGAGUCGAGUGAAGAGCUUGCGCCACUGAAAGUUUGGCAGAUGCAGGCGCUUAGUAUGCAGGCGGCUGCGGCCGUCAUGGACGCGCAUGAUGCCGGUGGCGACGAAGCCCUUAGAGUGCUUACUUCUAUUGCACAAAACUUUCCAAUGCAGACAAAGUCCCUCAUUCACGUGAACGUACCGCGCUCCUUCCGCGACGAGGUCCUGUACAAUCAGGACGUGUGGUCUUCGUCGUUGGGGCUGCGGCCCGCGGAGCCCCUGCUCCUGGUCUCCGGCGCGCAGUACGAUGCCGAGGAGGUGGAUGUUAUGGCGCUUCUGGCCGCAUUACGAGAAGACGUCGGUCCCAUGAACACCUUGCACGCCCUCGGUCUACCGAAGAAACUUAUCAACAAACUCAUGUCCAUGGAGCUUGGCGAAGCUUACACGUGGGAGGAAUAUGGUCUUGAUAUACGCGACACGUCGAUCACGUGGCUGAACGAUUUGGAGAACGACGACCAAUACCGGCGCUGGCCAUCCUCCUAUAUGGAACUGUUGAGGCCCACAUAUCCAGGGGUGCUGAGGAACCUGAGAAGAAAUAUCUAUAACUACGUGAUAGUCGUGGAUCCGACGUCCGUCGCCUCGGGCCCGCCGAUGAAGCUCGCCGAGACCCUGCUGAAGCACUCGACGCCAGUUCGCGUGGGCAUAGUGCUGGUGCCCAAAGGGGCGCCCCUCUCCGCUGCAGUCCGCUCCGCCUUUAAUUACGUGGCGCAGGAAAAGAACUCCAACAAGGAGGCGUUCUAUUUCCUUACGCAGUUGAUACACACCGCUCAAGAUGACAAAAUAACGUUGGAGCAAGUGAAAAAACAAUUGAGGAAAUACGUUAGCUCCGGCACAAAUGUCGAUGAAAUUGUUUCCGAGGAUUCCGAAUAUAACUUUGGUCACCAAUUAGCUGAAGAGUUCAUUAGCAAAAUCGAUAGCAACAAUUAUCCUUUGGUGCUGAUCAACGGCGUGCCGCUGUGGGACGAGGGGCCGGCCGCGUCGUCGGUGACGUCAUCGGUGGAGCUGCUCGAGGAGGCGCUGGUGAGGAUGCUGUCGCGGCAAACGGCGCGGCUGCAGCGCACAGUGUUCCGCUCCGAGCUGGCGGACAGCGAGGACGCCGUCGACCACCUCAUGAAGCAGCCGCACAUCAUGCCCAGAUUGAAUCGUCGCGUCUUGGCAUCAGAAUCAGCUCGAUAUUUGGAUCUAUCUGGGGUACCGUCUUCGCCUGAGUUGUUUAGCGAAGAUAAACUGCAUCGUCUCUUACACUUGACAGGUCGUGACGCUCUGGCCACUGCUUUGCCGAUACUAAGAUACUUCUCGAAGACCAAAAAACCUGAGAAGAUUACGCAAACAGUCUGGGUUAUUGGCGAUCUUAAUACGAAAGAGUCUAGAGAUCUUUUGAGAAAUGCCUUGACGUUUAUGAGGGAAACUGGAGGCGUUCGCGUGGCGUUUAUACCGAAUGUUGAAGGUGGCUCGGCUGACCAGUCUCUCAACAAAGUGGUGCUUGCCGCUCUAACCGCUUUGGAGCCAACUCUCGCCACCAAGUACGUGGUGCGGCUGCUAGAGGAUGAAGGGUGCCACGAGCGUCAGGACUGCGAGAUAUUGCCGGAGCUGGUGGCGCACCUGAACAGGCAGGAGUGGGUGCUGAAGGCGGCGCGGGUGCUCUGCGGGCGCAGCAUGAGGCUGGGCGCGGGCGGCAGGGCGCUGGUGCACAACGCACGGCUGCUGGGGCCCUUCGCGGACGGCGACGGCUUCUCGCUCGACGACUUCCUGCUGCUCGACAGACAUAGCAACCAAGUCUACGGUGAUAAAAUUGCGGAGGUACUACGUAAGAAAAAAACCAUCAAAAAUGAUGUAUUUGAUGACGAUGAUGCGACAGACGAGGAGGCGCCCGAGCUGUCGACGGACAACUACUUGAAGGCGAUCUCUGUGCUGGCGGCUCGCAGCUCCAAAGUGCGGACUCCGCUGCCAGCGGGGCUCCGAACAGAGCACUCCGUCAUCGAGCUGCAGCCCCUGUACACCGACGAGGCCGCUGUGGAGAUCGUAGCGGUACUCGAUCCAGCAUCGACGGCUGCGCAACGUCUGGCGCCUCUCUUGUUGGUGCUGCGCCGCGUCGUCAAUUGUCGCCUGAAGCUGUACCUCAAUCCUCAGGAUAAAAACUCCGAUAUGCCAUUGAAAAGUUUCUACCGCUACGUGCUGGAGCCCGAGCUGCAGUUCACGGCGAGCGGCGCCGCCGGGGGCGGAGCCCUGGCGCGCUUCUCGCGGCUGCCGCAGGCGCCGCUGCUCUCGCUGGAGCUGCGCACGCCGCCCAACUGGCUCGUCGAGUGCGUUCGCUCCGUCUACGACCUGGACAACAUCCGCCUGGCUGAUGUCGAUUCCCUGGUGCACAGUGAGUUCGAAUUAGAGUACCUACUGCUAGAGGGGCACGCUUGGGACACUACAUUGGGAACACCGCCACGAGGUUUGCAGCUGAUACUCGGCAGCAAAGAGCAGCCAGAGCUGAUGGACACCAUAGUGAUGGCCAACCUCGGCUACUUCCAGCUCAAAGCCAACCCUGGCGCGUGGACGCUGCGCCUGCGACCUGGACGCUCCGAGGACAUAUACGAGAUUGUUGGGCACGAGAACACCGAGACGGCGGCCGGCAGCGCGGACAUCCGGGUGCUGAUGGGCUCCUUCCGCAGCCACGUGAUCAAGCUGCGCGUCAGCAAGCGCCCGGACAAGCAGCACCUCGACCUGCUCGCCGACAACGACGACGCCAGCUCCGGCGGCAUUUGGAACUCCAUCGCGAGCUCCUUCGGUGGCGGUGAGGAACACGAGCCGCAAGAUGAAACGAUCAACGUGUUCUCGGUCGCCUCCGGCCAUCUGUACGAGCGCUUCCUGCGCAUCAUGAUGCUCUCCGUUCUCAAGCACACCAAGUCACCCGUCAAGUUCUGGUUCCUCAAAAACUACCUGAGCCCCUCUCUGAAGGACAUUUUGCCAUACAUGGCUCAAGAGUACGGAUUUGAAUACGAGCUCGUGCAAUACCAAUGGCCGCGCUGGCUUCAACGUCAACGCGACAGGCAGCGCACCAUUUGGGGCUACAAGAUUCUGUUCCUCGACGUGUUGUUCCCGCUCCAAGUCAAGAAGAUUAUUUUCGUCGACGCAGAUCAGAUUGUACGUGCCGAUUUGAAAGAAUUGGUGGAAUUGGAUUUGGGCGGUGCGCCAUACGGCUACACACCGUUCUGUGAUAGUAGGAAGGAAAUGGAGGGCUUCAGGUUCUGGAAGCAGGGCUACUGGCGCAACCACCUGCAGGGCCGCAGCUACCACAUCAGCGCCCUCUACGUGGUGGACCUGAAACGCUUCCGUCGCAUCGCGGCCGGAGACAGGCUGCGCGGCCAGUACCAGGCGCUCAGCCAGGACCCCAACAGCCUCUCCAACUUGGAUCAAGAUUUACCUAACAACAUGAUACAUCAAGUGGCAAUCAAGUCACUGCCCCAAGAGUGGUUGUGGUGUGAAACCUGGUGUGAUGAUAAUUCUAAGAAGUACGCAAAAACAAUUGACUUGUGCAACAACCCGAUGACGAAGGAGGCGAAGCUGUCCGCGGCGAUGCGGAUAGUGCCCGAGUGGCGGGAGUACGACGCCGAGGUGAAGGCGCUGCAGGCGCGCGUGCGCCGCGGCCUCUACCAGGCCACGGACCACGAGCAGGAGCAGAGCGCGCACAGCGGUAAAAAUCACGAGCAUACAGAGUUA